AUGCCUGAAAAUAACAGUGAUGAAGAUAUAAAUCAAGAGAUCAUGUUUCCUUUAAAUGUUGAUGAUCCAGGAAAUUGGGACAAAUUGCAAAAUAUUAGGGAUUUUCUAGUUGAAAGAGGCCCUAGAAAAGAUGAUGAUAUUUUGUUUCCUCUUGAUAACACCGGCAGACACUUCAAUCCAUCACAUUAUAAGAGACAAUUGCCAAAUAGUGAGAAAAGUGACAGAAGAUGGCUAGUGUAUUCUAUUUCUAUGGACAAGAUCUUUUGUUUCUGUUGCAAGUUAUUCAAGACUCAAAGAACCAUAAUGAAACUUGGUCAUCUAGCUAACGAAGGAUACAAAGAUUGGAAGAAUACCAGUCGAUGUCUCAGUCUUCAUGAAACUAGUAAAGAUCAUAUUGAUUGCAUGACUAGUUGGAUUGAAUUAGAAAGAAGACUUCGAAAGAAAAAGACAAUUGAUGAAAAUAUACAAGUAGCAAUUAACAAGGAGAGAGAACAUUGGAAACAAGUAUUGAAGAGAAUAAUUGCAGUUGUGCAAAGAAUUGCGAAGAAUAACUUGCCACUUCGGGGAAAUAAUGAGAAGCUUUAUGUUGAGAAUAAUGGAAUCUUUUUGCAUCUAAUUGAAAUAAUUGCUGAAUUUGAUCCAAUAAUGGAGGAGCACCUUCGGCGUGUUCAAUAA
Messenger RNA from Zingiber officinale, 675 nucleotides. Its product is annotated as zinc finger MYM-type protein 5-like. The transcript has a single exon. The record is from RefSeq and is a predicted model, not a curated record. The coding region runs from base 1 to 675 and encodes 224 amino acids. Lineage: Eukaryota; Viridiplantae; Streptophyta; Magnoliopsida; Zingiberales; Zingiberaceae.